AUGCCGCGAGCAAACCGACUACAUGGUUCCGAGAGCAUCACCGCAUCCAUCAUGCCCAGGCUGUCGCACGAUGGCUUUGAAGAAUUGUCUCAUCGUCCACACCAUAGUCCUCUACCUCGCUUUGGUACAGCUUCCGAACGGAGCUCGAUUCCCGACUCGCGAAUCCUCGUGCCUCGAAUUUCUGUCACUCCAGAGGUCGAAGCCGUCGAUGACAACACGACAUCCAUCUGGGCUGCCAUCAAGGUUUAUGGGUAUGCAUACUCGCAACAAGACAGAUCACCUGGUCCAGGCAGGUUUGUCGGGGUUUAUAAAUCAUCAGCCGACAAAAGUAUGUACCGGGACGCCGAAGAUCCUUGGAAGUACGGAUGUAUACAUAGUAUGAGUAUCCAGAUCAUGCCAACAGGGAAUAACUGCAUUCUUGAUGUUAUCCGGGAUAACCCGAUACCAACGACUCUGGGCAACAACGAGAUGAUACUGCUGCUUGUGCAUAUUCUUUUAGAUCAGUCUCGCCCUAAAAGUCAAGCAGGUCAUGUCCGGCAACGAUCAGACGAGCUGAUUGAAGAUCUGCAAUAUCAACUGGGAGACUCUCGGUUAGAUUUUGUUCGGGUUGUUGUCAAAUACAACCAUUCUGCGUUCCCUCUUCAAUCCCGUUCUGAAGCCGUCGAUGGCGUUGUUGAAAUGGGAACAAAGCUGGAGACUUCUGUCAAAGCCAUCAUCAAGCAUCGCAAUUACCAAUCGCAGUGGUCACCCUGCCCCGCGCCAACCACCAAUCCUGUUUUGAGCAUCACCUACGACUGCUGGGAGCUAGAGAAAGCCCGGAGCGCCAUGCGCCGCAUCACUACUCAACCAGCUUUGCCGCAUAAGCUGGCCAAGCCAAGAUCCAGGACGAACUUGCCAACGGAAGAUAAGCUGGUGGUCACGCGAACGCCUCCGAUUGUUCCCAGGAGGAAAGCCAGCCUCGGAUCAGACGUGAUGGUCCGACAGCCAGCACCACUGCACGGUGGAUGGUCCCAACCUCGAGAAUGCUCGGGAAUGGACUGGCGGAAUACCUGUGUGGGACAGGGGAAGCGGGUGCCAACAACUGCAACGUGCGCCGACGAACCGACGGCCAAGGCCGGGACCGGAACCGGGCUCGAGCUUCCGAACCAUACGGGCAUUCUGAAACGUCCGCGAUCAAUGGGCCCGGGGCUACUGAGAAGUCUGGGGGCGGACAGUGGCGGUCAUGGAGUGGAUAGAAGGUCUACGGCUGGAGGUUCACUCCACGUACAAGGACAGAGGCCCUCCAACCGCUGGAGUUGGACGGGUUGGUUUUCGUGA
Messenger RNA from Colletotrichum graminicola M1.001, 1317 nucleotides. RefSeq lists its product as uncharacterized. The transcript has 4 exons. Lineage: Eukaryota; Fungi; Ascomycota; Sordariomycetes; Glomerellales; Glomerellaceae. The coding region runs from base 1 to 1317 and encodes 438 amino acids. The record is from RefSeq and is a predicted model, not a curated record.